Jatropha curcas is the source of this 1074-nucleotide messenger RNA. NCBI's taxonomy places the organism in Eukaryota, Viridiplantae, Streptophyta, Magnoliopsida, Malpighiales, Euphorbiaceae. The record is from RefSeq and is a predicted model, not a curated record.
GUUUUCAGCAGUUUUCAAUCAUGACGAUGAUUCAAUGCCAAGGGUUUGGACUGGAAAAGAAGACAUAAGGACUAUUACAAAGGAUGCAAGAUCUGCGUCUUUGAAACUUCUAUCAGUCAUGGCAGCCAUACUCUUAGAUGAGAAGCCAGAUAAAAUUGAGAAUGUACUCAUUUCCUCUCUCAUGGAUGGAACUGUUGCUGUUCCCUCUUCCCAAGAUAGAAGCAUAGAAGCUACUGUGGACCCCCUUGCUUCAAGCACAUGGGAAGAGGUUUCUCUAAAAGAUACAUUGAUCACGCCAGUUCAGUGCAAGUCAUUAUGGAGGCAGUUCAAAGCAGAAACCGAGUACUCAGUUACUCAAGCAAUUUCAGCUCAGGAGGCUCAUAAGCGCAGCAACAACUGGUUACCCCCUACAUGGGCAAUUAUAGCAAUGAUUGUCCUUGGUUUUAAUGAAUUCAUGCUUCUGUUGAAGAAUCCUCUUUACCUCAUGGUUCUGUUCAUUAUAUAUUUACUUUCAAAAGCCUUAUGGGUACAGAUGGACAUCGCAGGACAAUUUCAAAAUGGCACUUUGGCUGGAAUAUUCUCCAUUUCUUCAAGGUUUCUUCCUACUGUUAUGAACCUUCUUAGGCGACUAGCUGAAGAGGCUCAAGGGCAACCAGCUCCUGAAGCUCCAAGACCACAAUCGCUGGCUUCUCACAGUUUCAGGAACCACACUCAACCGAAUUCAACGUUAACAACAAUGCCUCAGUCUUCUGUAUCAUCAAACAUUUCAUCAUCUGAAGAUGGUGUUGAAUACACAAGCCCAGACUUGAGACACAGACAAAGUGCAAAAAAUCCAGAAGUGGAAAUCUCUUGAUAGGAGCAGUACUUUGUGUGUGUAAAAUAUGUAUCAAUGUAGGAGAUGUUUUUCUUCUCUUCCUGCCAAUAGAAACUAGAAAGUAAAAGAAAGGUGAGAGAAAGGAAUGUUCAUUUCACACAUAUGGGGGUUUUACAUGUGUAACCGGUAAGUAAUCUGUUUUUCAUAAAAAUGUUUCUUAGACUAUAAAUUGUUGAGAAAAAUCUCCCUACUUUAUUGUA